Molecule: messenger RNA, 1698 nt
Organism: Huiozyma naganishii CBS 8797
Lineage: Eukaryota; Fungi; Ascomycota; Saccharomycetes; Saccharomycetales; Saccharomycetaceae
Product: alpha-keto acid decarboxylase family protein
Exons: 1
Coding region: 1-1698 (565 amino acids)
Molecular function (GO): thiamine pyrophosphate binding; carboxy-lyase activity; magnesium ion binding
Source: RefSeq, a predicted model, not a curated record
AUGUCUACUAUUUCUCUAGGUCACUACUUAUUCGAAAGAUUAAAGCAAGUUGGUGUUAACACCAUCUUCGGUUUGCCAGGUGACUUCAACUUGGUCCUGUUGGACAAGAUCUACGAUGUCCCAGGUAUCAGAUGGGCCGGUAACGCCAACGAGUUGAACGCUGCUUACGCUGCUGACGGGUAUGCCAGAAUCAAGGGGAUGGCCUGUUUGUUAACCACUUUCGGUGUCGGUGAAUUGUCCGCCUUGAACGGUAUUGCCGGCUCCUACGCUGAACACGUCGGUGUGUUGCAUGUGGUGGGUACUCCAUCGACUCACUCCCAGGCUAACGGGUUGCUGUUGCACCACACUUUGGGUAACGGUGACUUCGAUGUCUUCCACAGAAUGUCCGCUCAGAUCUCCGAGACCACAGAGAUGAUCACCGACCCUCACAAGGCUGCUGACCAGAUCGACAGAUGUAUCAGAACUACUUACGUCAAGCAGAGAACCGUCUACUUGGGUAUCCCAGCUAACAUGUUCGACUACGAAAUGCCAAGAUCCCUACUGGACACCCCAAUUGACUUGUCCCUAAAGGCCAACAACCCAACUUCUGAAAGACAGGUGUUGGACACCAUUUUGCAAAGUGUUAAAGAUGCCAAGAACCCAAUCAUCAUCUCCGAUGCCUGUGCCUCCAGACACGACGUCAAGGAGGAGACUCAACAGUUAAUCAACAUCACUCAAUUCCCAGCCUUCGUGACUCCAUUGGGUAAGGGCUCCAUCGACGAGACCCACCCAAGAUACGGUGGUAUCUACGUGGGUACUCUGUCCAGACCAGAGGUCAAGGAGGCUGUUGAAUCCGCUGACUUGAUUCUUUCCGUCGGUGCCUUGCUAUCCGAUUUCAACACGGGUUCCUUCUCAUACUCGUACGAAACCAAGAACGUUGUUGAGUUCCACUCCGACCACAUGAAGAUCAAGAACGCCGUGUUCCCAGGUGUCCAAAUGGAACCCCUGCUCCGCAAGCUUUUGAAGGAGAUCCCAGCCGUGGUCAAGGGCUACAACCCGGUUGCUGUCCCAGCGAAGAUCCCAGCGAACGACAAGAGCAUCAGCGCCACCGCACCACUUCGCCAAGAGUGGAUGUGGAACCAGUUGUCCGAGUUCUUGCAAGAGGGCGACAUCAUCAUCACGGAGACAGGUACUUCCGCGUUCGGUAUCAACGGCACGACGUUCCCCAAGAACGCUGUCGGCAUCUCCCAAGUGCUAUGGGGGUCCAUUGGUUUCACCGUGGGUGCUCUACUGGGCGCCGCAUUCGCCGCCGAGGAGAUCGACCCGAAGAAAAGAGUCAUCUUGUUCAUUGGUGACGGGUCUCUACAAUUGACCGUGCAAGAGAUCUCUACGAUGAUCAAGUGGAACUUGAAGCCAUACCUGUUCAUCUUGAACAACAACGGGUACACCAUCGAGAAGCUGAUCCACGGGCCCACCGCUGAGUACAACGAGAUCCAAUCGUGGGACCACUUGAAGUUGCUGCCCACUCUCGGUGCGAAGGACUACGAAGCCGUGAGAGUCGCUACUGUCGGCGAGUGGAACAAGUUGACCCAGGACAAGGAGUUCAACAAGAACUCCAGAAUCAGAGUCAUCGAAGUCAUGCUCCCCGUCAUGGACGCGCCCCAGUCAUUGAUCGAACAAGGUAAGUUGACGGAGAAGAUCAACGCCAACAGCGGUUAA